UUGAAGUUAUUAAUCAGUUAACCUACAAAAAUUAUAUGUCAGAAAUAGAUGUUUGAUACUUAAAGAAAUACCGAAAGUUCACUUCACUUUUAAAAUAAAAUGAAGAAGGUUGCAAAAAACAGUGUUUUGAUGGAAAGGUUGCACAAAGGGUUUGUGUUAACUUGCUUGGGAAUUACAAUUUAUGGUAUGACUGAAAUGGGAAUGAGGUGGUACCGAUACUUUACUGUGCUUAGGCCCCAAAUCAAAGAGAAGGAACGUUUAGAUAAACUUCAACUGUUGGCCGAAGGCAGUUCAGAUGUACUGAUUGACACUGCAGCAAAUUUGAAAAUGUAGAUUAUGUUUAAAAACCAAUUGUAUUGUAAAGUGUAAAGAAAAGAU
Messenger RNA from Nicrophorus vespilloides, 378 nucleotides. RefSeq lists its product as uncharacterized. The record is from RefSeq and is a predicted model, not a curated record. The transcript has a single exon. Bases 100 to 333 code for a protein of 77 amino acids. NCBI's taxonomy places the organism in Eukaryota, Metazoa, Arthropoda, Insecta, Coleoptera, Silphidae.